AAUGUUAAGUUUAAGAUGUGAAAAACCACGACCAUUUGAGCCUCUAUAUAUAGGUGUCUCGUAUGCUCAAAACAUGACAAGCCAGUGAUAGUAGCUUUCAGAUAACUGAUAGUUGUGUGCAAUUAUUUGAAUUCAAGAAUGUCUCAACCCGACUCGUUGGUGGCUGAGAUUGAGGUGAAAACCUCUGCUGAUCACUUUUACGACACCUUGAAGGGUAAGAAACAGCAUCGUAUUCAUGAUGUUGCCCCUCAUCAUAUCCAUAAGGUGGAAGUUCAUGAAGGUGAGUGGGAUAAAUCUGGCAAUAUCAAGGUGCUUACAUUCGCUGAUGGGGACACUGUUGAGACCUUAAAGGAGAGAGUUGAUUUUGAUGAUGAAAACAAGAAGAUAACCUACACCAUAUUGGAGGGUGUCAUGUUGAAGUACUAUAAGAGCUACAAGGUUAUCGUUCAUGUUUUACCAAAAGGUGAUGAGCACAGCCUUGUGAAGUGGACUUUCUUGUAUGAGAAGGUGGAUCACACUGCCCCUGAGCCAACCAAGUACAAAGAUUUGGUGGUUAAACUCACCAAGAACGUGGAGGCUCAUCUUGUUGAGGCUCGUUAAAAUGAUCCCUAAGUGGUUCACGCUAAAUAAAGUUGUGAUGUGUGUGGUGUGUUGCAUGUGGCCCCUUGGUUAAUUAUCAGCCAUUAUGUUUGCUUUAAAUUGCCGUGCGUAAUAUGUUGUUGGUUAACUUGUUAAAAAUAUUGGUUCUCAACCAUAAGUUGUGUAAUGUGUUGUUGGUUUAUUCAAAAUAUUGGCCGGGGAUCACAGGGAGGGCUACAUGCCUUUGUAUGUCUGUGAUUUGUAAUCUUCGACCAGCUAUUGAUUAAUUGAUGUUAAGGGGGAUUUAUCCUUGUUUGUCUCAAA
Glycine soja is the source of this 903-nucleotide messenger RNA. RefSeq names its product MLP-like protein 328. The record is from RefSeq and is a predicted model, not a curated record. Lineage: Eukaryota; Viridiplantae; Streptophyta; Magnoliopsida; Fabales; Fabaceae. Gene Ontology annotation, biological process: defense response. The coding region runs from base 139 to 600 and encodes 153 amino acids. The transcript has 2 exons.